AUGGCUGACCUCGAUGUCAACGAAGACGUGAAGCGAAAUGCUUUCACUGUCAAGAAUUACCGGGACAAGUAUCCUGCUAUUGACCCUUCUCGACCAGAGCUGGCUCAAACGGGCAAGGUAGUCGUCAUCACUGGUGGGAGUCGUGGUCUAGGACGCUUGGCCUUCGCAGCUUCAUUUGCUCGAGCUGGAGCAGCAGUCAUUGCACUCAUCGGCCGCUCAGCGAGUGGCCUGGAAGAAACGGAGAAGUUCAUCAACGAUAUUGACCCCAGUAUCAAAGUCCUUCGCUUUGCACUCGACAUCACGGAUCAGACAGCUGUGGAAACUGCAUUCAAGGAUAUCACCGCACAGGCCGGUGUUCCGCAAGUCCUGAUCAACAACGCGGGUAAUCUCUCUCCACUCGAGAGCACAUUUGACUCAUCGUUGGAUUCAUGGUGGGAAUGCCAGGAAAUCAACAUCAAAGGAACUUACAACGUCACCAAAGCCUUUCUAAAAGAAACCGGAGCUACGCCUACCAAAUCAACCACGAUUGUCACCAUCACUUCCCUCGCUGCUCAUGGAACUGCACCCGGUAUGGGAGGAUACUCCCUCGCAAAGUUGGCCCUGACAAAGCUCACGGCUUACGUUGCUUCCGAGCAUCCCUCCAUUACCUCCGUCAGUCUUGACCCGGGUAUCGUGCCAACGGAUAUGGGUCGCAGUGUGCCAUUCCUUGCACCGUUUAUGCUCGAUACUCCCGAGCUGGUGGGAGGUGCUGCUGUGUGGUUGUCGAGUGGCGAUAAAAGCUUUCUUUCGGGAAGAUAUGUGUCUUCUAAUUGGGAUGUUGAAGAGAUUGAGUUGCGGAAAGGGGAAAUCGUGGAUGAGGACCAGUUGAAAUUCAAAAUUAAGGCUAAUUAUGCGGCGAACGCGACCGUUGAAAAUGUCGAAAUGAUUUAG
Messenger RNA from Penicillium longicatenatum, 930 nucleotides. RefSeq names its product SDR family NAD(P)-dependent oxidoreductase. The record is from RefSeq and is a predicted model, not a curated record. Bases 1 to 930 code for a protein of 309 amino acids. Gene Ontology annotation, molecular function: oxidoreductase activity, acting on the CH-OH group of donors, NAD or NADP as acceptor. The transcript has 3 exons. NCBI's taxonomy places the organism in Eukaryota, Fungi, Ascomycota, Eurotiomycetes, Eurotiales, Aspergillaceae.